Messenger RNA from Strongylus vulgaris, 597 nucleotides. NCBI's taxonomy places the organism in Eukaryota, Metazoa, Nematoda, Chromadorea, Rhabditida, Strongylidae. The record is from the annotation of a GenBank genome assembly.
AUGUUCUCGGUUAGUUCUCUCAAACACAACGCAAGAGUUCGCGUUUCUGUAAUCUCAUUCGAUCCCGAACCGACAGUCACAUUAGACUUUACAGACAUUUCUGAGAGGGAUAAGAUGUUUGCCAAGAUUGAAGCAAUUAAGACAAUCAAUGAACAACCAUCGUAUUCUGAUGCUGUCUCCCUCGCCUUAGAUCAUCUCCGUUCUGGAGGGCGAGCUGGUGCGAAAGCUAACAUCAUCAUAGUUGGCAGCGGAAAAGGCAACGAUACAUUUGAGGAGAGGACAGCUGUAGCCGAAAGAAUGAAAAAGACUCCUUCAAUCGGUUGCUUUGCUGUCGAUUCCUCCCCAUCUACCGACAUCAACUCCCUGAAAUUAUUCACUGGCUCACGCGAGCGUGUUUUCCCUUACGAACGAAACGCAGAGUUCGCUCGUCAAAUCAAUAAAAUGGCUACUGUAGUUGAUAAUCCAAAAUGCCAGUUUGUGCUGGGAGCUAUCCGUGAUCGCGUCCAUGCAGCCGCCGGUGUUGAAGUUCAAGCUGUCACGCCAGUUGAAUGGGUAUACAGUACCGUAGGACCACCAAAAGAAGAACAUAUCGUGCAA